Messenger RNA from Meriones unguiculatus (Mongolian gerbil), 2343 nucleotides. It is a transcript of the gene Asb13, whose product is annotated as ankyrin repeat and SOCS box containing 13. The record is from RefSeq and is a predicted model, not a curated record. NCBI's taxonomy places the organism in Eukaryota, Metazoa, Chordata, Mammalia, Rodentia, Muridae. The transcript is spliced from 6 exons. The coding region runs from base 115 to 951 and encodes 278 amino acids. Gene Ontology annotation, molecular function: protein binding. Gene Ontology annotation, biological process: intracellular signal transduction; protein ubiquitination; positive regulation of protein catabolic process.
GGCCCCGCCCAGCGGCCUGCGCUCCGGGGUAGGUCCCGGGCUCAGCUCUCGGCUUGGGUCCCAGCGCCGGGAGUCACAGCGCCGGUAGGCAGGGGCACCCAGCCGGUGAGCCGCAUGGAGCCUCGCGCCGGGGACGGCUGCUUCCUGGGAGACGUGGGUUUCUGGGUGGAGCGCACCCCUGUGCAUGAAGCAGCUCAGCGCGGUGAGAGCCUUCAGCUCCAGCAGCUGAUUGAGAGCGGAGCAUGUGUUAACCAGGUCACUGUGGACUCCAUCACACCCCUCCAUGCAGCGAGUCUGCAGGGCCAGGCCCAGUGUGUGCAGCUGCUGCUGGCAGCUGGCGCCCAGGUGGAUGCACGAAACAUUGAUGGCAGCACCCCUCUUUGUGAUGCCUGCGCCUCAGGGAGCAUCGAGUGUGUGAAGCUCUUGCUGUCCUAUGGGGCGAAGGUCAACCCUCCUCUGUACACAGCAUCCCCGCUACAUGAGGCCUGCAUGAGCGGGAGCUCCGAAUGUGUGAGGCUUCUUAUUGAUGUUGGGGCCAAUCUGGAAGCACAUGAUUGCCAUUUUGGGACCCCUCUCCAUGUUGCCUGUGCACGUGAGCAUUUGGACUGUGUCAAAAUGUUGCUCAAUGCAGGGGCCAAUGUGAAUGCAGCAAAGCUUCACGAGACCGCCCUUCACCAUGCGGCCAAGGUCAAGAACGUGGACCUCAUUGAGAUGCUCAUAGAGUUUGGAGGCAACAUCUAUGCCCGUGACAACCGGGGCAAGAAGCCCUCGGACUACACGUGGAGCAGCAGUGCCCCGGCCAAGUGCUUUGAGUAUUAUGAAAAGACACCUCUCACCCUCUCACAGCUCUGCAGGGUGAGCUUGAGGAAGGCCACUGGCGUUCGAGGGCUAGAGAAAGUCGCCAAGUUAAACAUCCCUCCCCGGCUCAUUGACUACCUUUCCUACAACUGAGCUGCAGGUGGGGAGCUGGGAAGGCUGUGUGACCAGUGUGGCUUUCACUGUACUGUGCCUAGCCCUGGGCCCUAAAGAGUUCUGCCUGUUUCCCUGCAACACCAUUGUUUGCUGUAGAUAGACUGACGCUCCUCUGUGUUCUUCUUGGCCGUCCUUCUAAAUGUCUUCUGAACCCUGGAGAAGAUUUCUGAAGCACCAGGAGGCCAGUGUCUGGCAUCGCCACUGUGGAUGUAGCCCUGGCUCAUCUCCUGGAACUAAUGCUGUCACUCUGGGGUGGGCUAAGUUCUUCACGUUUCCUCUUGCCACAGACCUCAAAGGCACUCAAGACAGACAGUUCAAGGUGCAUGGGGAAUACUAGAGAUUCAGGACACUAAUGUUGAUUAUCCUAUGUCUGUGUGCCGUGCUUAGAAGCGUCAGGUUCCAAGCACUUGGCCCUGUGCUGGGAUGCCUCUUCUGGUGGCGUCUUGUCACUUGGGCAGUCUUUCUGGAGCAGCAGCUGGUGCUUUCCAGGGUCUGCCUGCACCCAGAUAUAUCACUCAGGGCUUUAUAGAUCGGAGUGGGGAAGGCUCAGGAUUUGUACCCCCACCUCCAGCCAUGUUUCUUGGGAUGAUUGUCUCCAAUAUUAGGAUUCAAAUUGUCAAAAAGUUUAUAUUGGGGCCUGAAGAGAUAGCUUAGGACUAGAGUUCAGUUCCCAGCACCUACACCAGGCAGCUUACAAUGGCCUGUUACUUCAGCUCUAGGGGAUCCGACACCCUCUUCUGGCCUCCUUAAGCACUCACACUUAUGUGUACAACAAACACACACACAGAGAUAACUAAAGUAAAAUCUGUUAAAAAGUUUAUGUUGGAAAACCUUUAGAUUAAAAAUAUAUGUAUAUGUCUAUAUAUACAUAUGCAUUCAUAUAUAUAUAUAUGCUAUAACAAGAUUUGUAAUGAGCCAUUCAAACAGUAAAAACAGUAGAGAAUAUGAAAGUGCAAGACUUGAACCAGAUGGGAAUGAGAUUCAUUAGCCAAGUCAGGAAAAGUCACAAUUCCUUCUUAUAGUAAUAAAAGUAAGUCCUUGUACAUUGUGGGUGAAACAUUAAGUCUAACAUUCAGACUGAAUUUUCCUGACUAAUAUUCUAUAUCUUACUAAUAUUGAUAGUACCCCAUAUACAAUAGGGAGAACUAUAUCAAGAAAGGCCACAAAUUCUGAGUAAAUCCAUGUUUCUUCAUGCAAUAGUAAUAACAAUCAUUUAAAAAAGGCACUGGAUUCUGCCUCUUUUAUCUUUGUAACAGAAUCUUGCCUCUAGUAAUAAAACCCAAUAAAAGUUCCAUCCAAUAUAUAUACUCUUUGGUAUAGAAUAAGUAAGGUUCUCCCACCAUUACUGUCCAAUAAAAAUGGUUGGAUGAA